This is a messenger RNA of Varanus komodoensis (Komodo dragon), 2159 nucleotides long. RefSeq names its product transmembrane protein 232 (gene TMEM232). The record is from RefSeq and is a predicted model, not a curated record. The transcript is spliced from 13 exons. Bases 81 to 2159 code for a protein of 692 amino acids. NCBI's taxonomy places the organism in Eukaryota, Metazoa, Chordata, Lepidosauria, Squamata, Varanidae.
ACUGUAAGGUAGUGAGACUUAAAAUUGUGUUUUGAUAUGGUUCCCACAUUCUUAUUUUUUUAGAUUGGUUUUAGAACAACAUGCCUAUCAUCAAAGUGCCAGUGGUAUACAAAUUUGGUAUUGUAUCCAAUGAUGAACAUCAAAAACUUCUGCAGAGACUGCUGGCUAAACACCUGAAAACAUCUUCAAUUAAGAAGAAACAAAAACAUAAGAACCCACUUGAAGUUACAGAAGUAUUCAUUGAGGAUUUCAAUAAUGCACUAAAAACAGAAGAAAAAGAAAAAUUCAUAGAAGUGGCUAAAAAAAUGCUUGCCAGAUGUGAGAGACGAGCGGGUCUUAGCACACUGGGUUGUGGGAAGUAUGUGGAUCUUCCACUAGCAUGGACUGAAGCAAUUAUAUUAUCACAGUGCAAAGGAGAAAUCAGUGAAGAAGCUUUUGAAGUUCUGGCAAUUUCCUUGGACCAUGCACCUGUUCUUCCAGAGCAGAUCCCAGUUUUAUUUUUCAUCGCAGAAUCGGUUUUGUACAAACUCUGCUACGAUGCAGUAGAGAAGCCAUACCUAUUCUCAUGUGAAAUCAAGUUGUCCAAGCUUGGUUUUUUGGUCUUUUUAAGACUUCUUCUAUUAUAUUUCUUUGGUUGUGGAAACUUUUCUGAAGAAAAUAAAUCCAGGCUUCAUACUGGCUUAAAAGCACUAGCAGCUUGUGAAAUCUGCUAUCAGCUUUACCCGAACAUCCUUUUCCUGGUGCAUUUUAUGCUGAAGGCUGGAGAAACUAUUUGUGAAACAGCAGUCAUUUCUGAAUCAUCAAUAGCAACUCAAGCAAGUUCAGAAGAAAUACAGGAUAAGGCAUUUCUUGACACAUCACCCAUGAGUACCAGUGCAGCAGCUGAAUUAAAUCCUGAACAAAAGCAGUUCAAAAUUAAGCCAUUUCUUUGGCAUAGCCUCCUUGUUUGGAUUUGUGUACAUAACAGCUGCUCUGAAAUAGAUGAAGUGCUCAAGCAUGUCCUGUUCUAUAAGGAACAGCUUCAUCAGAAAGACUGGUUGGAAUCAGUAUUGGGCUUGAUGAUCCUUGGAGAGACUGCCAAAUUAAACAUGUCCUGCUUGAAAGUUUUAAUGGAUCUAGUGAGAGAUUUUAUUUCAAGCUCAAUGCCUCUUCAGAAGCAGCAAAAGAGUAGCAAGGAGAGCUUCUCAAGCUGGCACUGGCAAGUGGGAUAUGUAUACACUGAUAUACUGAGAGAAAUCUGCUUGCAUGGCAUUAAUGCAGAUUUGCAAAAAACUGCUUUUCUUGGAUUCUGUUAUUGUGUCAAGGAAUUUAAAGAAGACAAAGAAUUAAGAGGGGCAGGCUUCCUCAAUCUUUUGUGCUACUGCUCUUCAUCUAAUGACUGUCAUGAUCCAUUUUGGGUUAUCCGGUAUGGCGUGAUCUACAAUCUAGUUAUCCUGCGUAGUGAACUCACAUGGGUCGUGAACCGAGAAGGAUUAAGGAAUGCUGUGUGGAGAACUUUACAGAAACAAAAGGACAUUGAAAAGGAGAGUCGAGUCCUGAAUGCUGCAAAAGUAGCAGAGGUUGAAGGCAAAGGCUUAAUGAACCCCUUCCAUGCACCCAAAGGAAAAGUUCCAUCAAGUCCCAGAAAUGGCCCUUCUUCCCAGUACAUUGGGUGGCGAGUUGCUACUGCCAUGUGCCAUCAUUUCUUGCCACCCAUUGGCCCAGACAUCCCCUUACCACGCCAGCCAGUGCGGAAGCCAUCCUUGACGCCACAUCUAGAAUCGGAGCCAGGGGUUAAGGAGAAGAAAGCAAAACGUCUGUCUUUAAGGGAAGAACUUUUGCGAGCUGGGGUACCAAAAUAUCCCUAUCCAGAUUACUUUACCCGCACAGAUAUGGAGCUAAAAAGAAUAGUUGAGACACAGUGGGAGAAAGAAUUAGAAAUCAGGCUUAAGCUUGAAGAAAAACUCCUUCAACUAGAGCUUCAAGAAAAACAAAAACUGGAAGAGGAACACUUCAGGAAAAUAAUGAAAUGGCGCUUAGAAAAGCUGCACAAGACAACAAAACCAUAUGAGCUUCCUUUUAAACAUGAAGUUAAAAUGACAGAGGCAAGCAGUAGCACUCAACUGUUGAGUCCACAACUAUCGCAAAGUUGGACACCAGCCCUUGAAGAGGCUAACUAG